AACGGCGUUAGCAGCGCACCGGUUUCAAGGACGACUGCUGAGGCCAACAAAAAGGUAAACUUUUGAUCCAUUUCAUUUCAUUUUUAGCCUUUGUCUCCUCUCACGUACCGCUCGGGCGUCUACCUUUCACGAUAUCCCUUAAAUGGAGAGCUUCCUAGCAGGCUAUUUCGACUCAAAACCUGACCGCAAAUGUUUUUUCUUUGUUUUUUGGUAAUUAGACAGCUCGUUUACCCCUUUGCCCAAAGGUUUUUGUUUUCAUACGCGCGCUCGACGAUCAGAUCUCUAAAGAGAAAAUAGAGACUCUGUAAGCAGGCUAGCUAUGUCAUUUUGUACGUUAUAAACUUCCGACCGAUUUUGUCGCAAAGUGUCUUAUUUAAAUGGUGUCAAUUUAGCGUUCGCUAUACCUGAAGUGAACCACAUCAAUUUUAAUUUAACAUUACGAGAAAGGGAACCAUAGGUAAGGAUUCGAACAAACCUCACCAACUGAGAAACGCUUAAAAAAUAUUUUCAAUACAAGUCAUAGGAGAGACGCUACUCAGUACUGCAGUGAUGUCUCUCCCAUAACUAAUGAUUAUUUACAAAGUAAAAGGAUCUGAUGAAGUUGAACCUAAUGGUUAUUUUAUACUCUGUAUCAUGUCCGCUUGGAUUUGAUGUCAUAUCGACCAUAUCGUCUACCACACGUCUUUUUUUGAACCGCGUAUGGUCUUUUUCGGCUGAAAUCUCCAGUUAUUUCGGGUAUACAGUUUUUUCCGUUUCUUUCAGUUUUUUGAAGGAGGGGGGCCCGCGGGCUUGCUAAAGGGUAUGUAGACGACUAGAGCCGGAAGAACUAUCCUAAUUUUCGGAUAGCUGUGUGCCGUCCAGUGUCCUAAAUCCUGACCCUAUUUAAAGAUGAAAUAAACAAUGCAGGGGAGAUGCCCACUCUACAACUAAUUUAAAACCUGGGUUGAAACAUAGGGCUGACGAUAUUGUCCGGGUGGGCGUCUAAUAAAAGUUUAGGGAAAGGGUGGAGGGAGAGGUGAUCCCUUAUAAGCUGUACAACACUAGACUCACGCUUCAUUUAUAUCGCGAAGUCUCAGAGAAGGGAGAGUCUACCUCCCUCAUCUCCAUCUCUAGGGAAGGAAAUAUAGCUCUAAAUACUUGCGACAACAACGACAUCUAUCUAGUAUUUUGCAUAUUUGUUUAUAUUUCUUUGUUCUAUUUUCUUCACAUCUUCAGGCGGCUAAUUUCUUUUUAAAAUAUGGUUACAUCGAAAAGAAGUCCAACGAAAGUCGGCCAACUCUGCACAUCGAAAAACUAAUAAUUGACCUCCAGAAGUUCGGUGGAUUGCCUGUGACUGGGAAACUUGAUCAGGCAACAUUGAAACUGAUCGGUACUAAGCGAUGUGGUGUGAAAGAUCCCGUCAAGAAGGUCAAGAAGGUCGGAGCUAUUCAAAAUCAAGUUGGCCGAUUCUACUUACAAGGAACUUUCUGGAAGAAGACGGUACUGUUUUCACCCGUAAAAUAUUUAGGUAGUGGGUUUUACAAUCAACCCCCUGAAACCAGCUCAAGCGCACCUUCAUAGGUUCUAUAAUGAAAUAAUUAUUUAAAAUAUAAAGCGUAAGUCAUUGCCGUUGAUAUCAGAAUCAUGCAUUCUGCGUUUCUGGAUGAGCAAUGAGCAGUGGCGACAGUAGAGACCUUUAGAUUCGAAGACGAGAACGACUAGACGAGGACGAGAUUUCGUCAGUACGAAGUAGUGGUCGCACGUGAACUAGCGUAAUUUUGCGGGAAAUCGUGAUAGCCGUCGUCAUUCUACUAAGGGUUUUAGCGAGAGUGUCGUAUUGGCGGAAAAAAAGUUAUUAAACAAUGAAAUGUUUUAAUUUUGUGACCGGGAGAGGGCUUAACCUGCUCUAAUAAUUAUAAGAUAACAGUGUUAACUUUCCUGGUGAAAAAAAGUACAAUGAAGCAUUCCCUCAGGGAGUCUAUUUUUUGACGAUACGCGAAAAAACUUGAAAUAGAAUCUCGUACGCCUAGUCGUUCUCGUCCUCGAUUCCAAAGGUCUCUGAUACAAAUUUCGUCCUUGAAACUUACUUAUAGGUCAUUCCUCUAAAAUAUAGGGUGCCCCAAAAGUUCUUUCUUCUAGUUUCAUGCGCUAUAACUUUUAGAAAACUUUAUUUUUACUAGAAAUUUCUAGAAUAUGUUUAUUGCUCUACUGAGUACAGGUAUUCAGACGUUAAAUAACUAGUAUGCCUCCUUUGUUGUUGUUUUUUAUCACAUUCUGUAGCCGUUGCGGCAUCAGAGUGGGAUGCAAUGCGUAGAACCACAGAUGAUCCAUUAUGCGCCUAAUUUUUUAUCACCUGGUACGCAGGAGCCACUUCGACCUCCAAAAAAUAUUUUUUAGAUUAGGCCGCUGAAAAAAAAUAUAUCUGUUAUAUAUUUUGGGCAUUUAUCCAAAAAAAGGUGAUCAUCCCGGUCUCUUUCCACGGUAAGGAUUUUGUACUUCUUUACAAAUUUGAGAAGAGCUGAUCGUUAGUUGGCGGACUAAGCAGAGGUUUUUUUGCUCUCUCAGGGGCGUCUAACCUUCGCUUUCCAUGAACCUGCUCCAGACUUGGUCUGGUAACUGUUGUAGCCUUCUUUAAAACUAUUUAGCUGCUUUAUUCAGGACUUUGGGUCUUCCCCUUCGUUUCUUGUCUUUAAAACCUUCAUUUCUCGAAGACCAUUUUACCACCCAACAUUCGGAUUUUUCCAGUUUUUUAGCAGUUUCUUUUACCAAACACUUGUCUACUGUAUUUUUUUUAUUUUUGUGUUUAGAAGGUUAAUUAGUCCUUCUAAAUCAUUUUAUUAUUUUUCAAUGCCUAGGGGAGUCUGUGGUUCACUGAAUCAAGAUAACUAUUGUCGAUGAAGUGGGGCGCCUUUGAUUCAUUCUAGUGCACGUACAAAACGCAAGUUAGGGGAGAGGGGAUGGGAGUGAGUCACGUGAUCCCUUAGAUUACCCCAGGCGCCAGUCUGGUUAUUAAUUCUAAUGCUACUAGUGUAAAACUCGUGUUGGCAUUUGAAAGUGCCUAAAACUCUCAUUUCUUCUUUUUUCAGUAUUUGACUUACCGAUUCGUAAGAGGCAAGAGCACAGGGGAUCUUCCAGUUGAUGUUCAACAAAAUAUAAUUCGAAGAAUGAUUCACAAAUGGGACGAGGCUAGUGCGCUUACGAUACGUGAGGCCGACCCCUCAAUACCAGACGAUAAAGUCGACAUUUUGAUUUCAUUUGUGGAAGGUUACCAUGGAGAUCCGUAUCCUUUUGAUGGCACAGGAGGGACUUUGGCCCACGCUUUCUAUCCACAUAACAACCAAGGUUGGUACAUAGGAGUCUUAAUGGAGAGGUAGCUCUUUUUUUAUGGUUUCUAUUUUGUUUUGUUGUUUUUUUUUAACAACCAUAUUUACUACUAUACUACUCCUGAAGAAACGUAGCUAGCAGCGAGGGGGGAGGAGAGACGGCUAUUUUCGCAAGCUACAGUAUUCAUGAUGAAUUGAGCGGGUUCGUACGUCGCAGAAACAAUUAUAUAUAUAAAAAGAUUGUAGGGAGAUUUUGCAGAGCGGCGUGGAAGUGUUUUCUAAUUUGCCCCGUCCCCAUUGGAAGAGGCUAGCUUAGGGAUGGAAGGUGCUUCUUAACCACUUGAUUUCUGUCUUCUGCACCUAUUAAAGGGGCUAAUGUCACGAAGAUACCGCUAUCUUAAGUCAAUUCUGUGAUAAAGUCAUUGCCCACCAUUAACCAAUACACAAAUGAAAAAGCUCCUGUAGAGUUAUCAAGAAGAUAUCAGACAGAGUUUAUCAGGCAUAGCGCAUUAAGACUUGAAAAAGUAGACCAGCUAUUCAGUCAAGUUUCAAUCAAUGUCCUUCUUUACCAUCCGCUGCAAAAGACAACAAGAAACAUUUUCAGUGUCGAAAUCAUGAUAAUUGUAGUCUUAAAUAAACAAAACUGGACCAUUAUUUUUGAAAUUCAGUAGGUGUGAAGACAAGUUUUAGCAUUUUGAAAUGAUAGCAAAUAGAAUGACAUAGUCCCUUUGAAUGGAUACGUCCUAUUCUCAAGCGACAAUACACCUAUUUCAGUUGAUUGCAUUGUUGAAGGCGAACUGAUAUAACCGACGUUAAAAAUACGCUUGCAGGUCUGUCAGGGGACGCCCACUUCGAUGAUGCAGAGCGUUUUACAACAGGAACGAAGGACGGUAUAAACUUGGACUGGGUGGCGCUUCACGAGAUCGGUCACAGUCUGGGAUUAGAACAUUCCAACGUACGAGAAUCUGUCAUGUACCCAUGGUAUAAAGGAUACCAGGGCUCUAAUAUUGAGCUGACCAACGACGAUAUUUUGGGAAUACGGGCACUCUAUCCAGGUAAAUCAAAUAUUUGAUUGCAUCCUUUGAUUAAAAUAUCUAAUCAUUGCAUAGGGUUUAUAAAAGCAAGGAAGGUAUACUGGAUAAAAAUUUUACCGGGAAAUGGUAAAUAUAUGAAUUUCAAAUAUUGGAAGCGCGGAAUGAAGAAAUAUAUGAAAAGAAGAUCAUCGUAGCUAAAGACGCAACUCAUGCAGCUGCGAAUAGAAAUCCGCAAACACUGACUUCUGCGCUACCUGUGCAGCGCUCUAACCAAGCUGAGCUGGUUAUUAACUUGGUUUGUAAUUAAACAUAUUCGGAAAAGAUGAAAAUGAAAUGAUCAGAUGAUGAAAUAGUGAAUAACAGAUGUAAACUACAGUAUUGAACAUAGGCGCUUUAUCCUUGCAAAAAGUUUAAUGGUUAUCUGCUUCAUUGCAGUUAAGAGACCAGUGACGAAGAGACCAGAGACGAGGAAACCCACGAAACCAACCCGUGCACCCCGGACAACACCAAGCACACAGCCACCCCCAACCGAUCCCCCCACCCCUACUGCAAUUCACCCCGCAUGUAAACCCGGAACUAAAUACGAUGCUGUCGUUAUGGAGAGAGACAGGCGCGGCAAGUUCCACACUCAUUUCUUUCACAGAGAGAUGUUUUGGACUCUUAAUGAAAGGUUGCAGAGAGGGAGGCCAAGGAGAGUUAGUGAUUACUGGCCCGAUGUUCGCACUCCCAUAGAUGCUGCGCAUCGCAAUAGAAAUGGAAACAUCGUCUUCUUUACCGGAAACAAGUAAGUGACCAUGACGUUGCAGCUUUUUGGGCGUUUUUCAUGUCCUUACUUACUUUUUGAUGCUUUUACUUAAACUGUCCAUCGUAAGAUUCCUGUAUCUUUUGGCAGAGUUAUGUUCCGAUUUUUAGUUUGAUAAACGAACCAAAGUGAUUAUCCAAGCUCGAAACCAAGUGUUGCUAAUUUGGUGAAACACGAACUACGAGUUAACUGAACGCCGGACCACAGAACUAGGUUUGUUGUACACCAAUUCAAAUUCAAAUUGUCAUUCUGUUACAUGAAGUAACGCUCACAAAGUUAUUUUCAAGAAUUAUUACAGACGUAGCAAUUCCCAUUUCUUGUUACUUCACGAGUCCUAAGCUAUCUACCAUCGGUGGCAAAAUUGGCUGAGUCGCCGACCUCAUUGGUUUUUUUUUUAACGUCUUUCCGACUUUAUCCAAAUUCAAACUUUCAUUCUCCCAUUUCCCCUGAACAAUAUUGAACCUCUGUAAAAAAAAAAAAACAACAACAAAAACAUUAAACAUAAAAAAGGAAAAAAAGUAAUGUUAGCUGCGGUUUGAGUGUAAAAACUGAAGAGACGGGACUGUGCAAACAAUUUUGCUAAUUUAUUGCGGUUUUUUUUAGCAAUUACCCGAGAUAUAUAACCCGAUUCGACGAAACAAUUUUGUCGUUGAUUAAAGCUACAAUUUCAUAUGUUUUUUUAAACUGUCUACAAAGGAACUUUAGAAACUAAAUUCUACUGUGAUGCCUUCUUCUAACACUUCCCAUUGCAAUUGCUUGCCAGGUAUUGGGAAUACCGUAAUAACAGGAGACUCAUCGGUUCCGGCAGUUUAGAUAGGUAUGGCCUGUCCUCUGACCUUACCGACAUGGAUGCAGUCUUCACUUGGCAUCCAAACAAAAAGACGUACUUCUUUAAAGGUAAAAAGUACUGGCGAUACAACGAGGAGGAGCGACGUAUAGAUCCAUAUUACCCAAGGGAGAUUAGACAAGGUUGGCCCGGCCUAGUAAAAAAGGACAUAGAUGCAGCCGUCACUUGGAGAAACACAAGAAGCUACAUUUUUAGUGGAGAAAAAUAUUUUAGGUUACAGAACAAAGCGACAGGGAGAAUGGUAUAUAACGACCGCGGAUAUCCCCAAAUAACAGCCGAUAAGUGGAUGAAAUGCAACGACGUUGGCGCCAUCGGGGCUUUACAAACAAAUAAAGAUAUAUAAUGCUUCACGAAAGAAACUUAAGUUGGCGACCUUGCAUUUUCCAGGCUAAACGUCAUAAGGCACAAUAUGUUUACGUCACACAAGCAAAUUUCACCACCAAGCGUCGUUUUGAAAUUAAAAAUAAGCGAAGUUUCACAGAAAUGAAUUUCCAAAGCAGUAAAGUUGAAAAGAAUACUCACGAACAAAAAGUGCAAAUGCAAAAAUUUUGUUCACAAACGAGGCUUGCUGGUGAAAUUUACUCGUUUGACGUAAUCAUGGGCUAUUCAUACUUUGAAUACUUUUAGAGUUAUUGUCUGUUAUCUCCGUUUAAAUUGUUAACUAAUAUAUGUUUUGACUGUUCAACUAAAAACGAAGAGUAUUAUGUGAAAAUACUUGGCCGAAAAGGUUUCAUUUGAAUGGUCAUGGUGAAAGGUUUAUAACAAACGAAAAUGAAAACAAACGAAUGGCAAAGAAAAAAAGAAAGAAAGAAUGAAAGAUGAUUUGAUUUACUUGAAUGUGUAUUUGAUAUUCCACAUCUUUUUUUAUCCCUUUAAGCCAUAAUAUCCAUAUUCAAAUUCUUCAUAUCGAUGUUUAUACAUUCCCUUACAGAAUUAGAUGAGUGAAUUUGAAAAAAGAUUAAAGUAUUUUCCUUAGUUGAUCAUUUUAUUAACUCAUAACCUUUUCGCAUGAUCAUUUACUGAUACUUUAAGGACGAAAUUGACCUUGGUCACUAUUGGGACUUUAGUUUUUAAAUGAAGAUAAUUUUGCAAUACAUGAAGUGCUAUUUAUUUUUAAGUAGUUUUUGUACAUUUUAUAAAGCGCGUCAUGCUUGAGAGAAAAAAUAAAGUUGAAACUUGAUUAUACCGUUUCCUUGUCACCUCUUUUUUAGGUUUCUAAUUAAUAAUAAAAUAUAUAAUUCUAGGAAGAUCCAAAGCAACAAAUUUAUACAAUCUGCUAUUUGUGCUUAGCUUCCGACUGGAACUUACGUUUCUUUCCCAUUUCUGUCAAUCACUUACUAAUCUCGCACCUAGACCUCUUGUUGACGAAGCCGAAGGCGAGAUCUGGCUAAGUAAGAAAAUUCAAUUUUUUUGAGGGGCUAGAUUGAGUUAUUGUGCGUGUUGUCAUCUGCGCGCUCUAUGGCGAGUGCCAUUUUAUUCGUUGCAAGGUCUUUUGUUCUGUUUAAGUAAAUUUUUCACUCAAGAAGUAGUUAUCCUUCUCAAUAUAAGUUUUAAAACCAUUUUUAUCGUUCAUACUUAAGGUUCAUACUUAAGAUGUGCGUAUAACCACGUUUUGUGAGAAAAAACUUUUAGCUUCACGGCUCUAUCAAGUUAGUUGUUUUUAAUAACACGUCGAAAACUUAGGAUUUAUCCGAUGGCCUGCCACAUUCCUGACAGGCAAUCACUUGUACAAAAUCGGAUUUGACAAGAUCUCGCCUUCGGCUUCACCAAUAAGAGAUCUGGGUACGAGAUUGGUCAUUAUGUUAUCCUAUCGACCUGUCUGAUUCUUUCCGAAAAGACGAAUAGCCUGGCGUGGCCCAAGGGUCGGUGUGGGUUCUUUAAGUUUAAGCUAUUUCGUGAUCUUAUCUUUAGUUAUGUUUUUAAAUGUUUUCUAAUAUAACAGCUUUAACUGCUGUUUACUCCGGCCAUUUUGCCGUUACACUCGUUUUUUCUCUAUAAGAAUGUUGUUUUUUGUUGUAUUUAUCUUAUUUUUCUGUCGAUUUUAGGCUGAAAAUAUUCUUGUAUUAUUCUUAAAUUAUAGCAUAUGACAUUUCCGUUUUAGAAUAUAUUGGGGUAUGAAUUAUAGUUAGUGCAGGUUUUCUCGUUAUGUUGGCUAGUUUUGCUGUUUAGAGAAAGGAUUACAUUAAAAACAUUUACAUUGGUAUUGUAAAUACAGAUUUCAACAUAUAAAAUUAUGUCCUUUUUAAAGUUUCAGCCUUGGGUUUAUUUUUAAUGAUAUUCUUAACAUUUCUUGCAACCAGACAACAACGGAAUACUGGGUGUAGAGGACGAAUCGUCGGUGCAUACCCUAUCUACCUUCCUGAUGGUAACGCAUUCACACACAAGCUUGUUCAACGAGCGCAUCUAGCGACCCCUUCACGGGGAGUUACACUCACAAUGACCAAAGUUCGGGAGACUCACUGGAUCCCUCGCCUGAGAAAACUUACCAAGAAGGUCAUUAAAAGCUGUGGGGUUGCAAGAAAGCUCAAGCCUACCAGUCCCCACCGCCAGGCAAUCUACCAACGACCAGAACCCAAGGAGUGACACCCUACGAAACCAUCGGUGUUGCAAAUUUCAGCACACUGUGGACAACGGAAUCAUUGAACUAUGUGAAAAAAACAAAACAUUUACAUUGGUAUUGUAAAUACAGAUUUCAACAUACGUCCUUAAUGAUAUUCUUAACAUUUCGCAAAUUUCAGCCUUGGUACUCUUAUACAAAAGAGUGUAUGUAAUAGAAUGUUCACAGGUGACGUUAAAAUGUUGCUUAGGAACAAAACAACAGCCCACGAGCCGCAGGCGUGUGUGUCAACGUUGUCGACAUUUUGUGUGAUUUAUGACUGAACGUAGUAAAGUGGGGAGGAGCGUUGCGUGACGACACUAAAAACGACUGUGUAGCAGACUAUGACUGAACUGGCCAGACACGGAACAAUGGAAACUAUUUGUUUCGGACAAUGGGUAGAAAAGAAAACGACAAACGUGCUUUGUGCUUGACUUUGUUCCGCUGACAUUUGUCAUAUUUAAUAUGGUUGAAAUCAACUAGUUAUAAAAGAAUAGACUGAAUUGUACUUGGCAGGCUCUAAAGUUCAGUAAAUGAACCUUCUGAAUUCCAAACACAGCACGAGGUUUAAAUAUUUUAAAUUUCUAUAUAAAAGAUGGAAAAACCACGGCGUUUAUUCGAGAAAAUACAGUCGAGACAAAACCAAUUAAUGCGGAGAGAAAAUGUGGGUUCAAAUGAGUCGAUCCACUAAAGUCACCUAAGGAACAAAAAAUUAAGCGUUAAACUAUCUGUAAGUACCCUGGGACGGUGCCUUAUUCCUGAUAUGGAUGGGUUUUUUGAGAACGGACCUCUGAGGCCAGUAAGUAAUUAUAAACUGCAUGGGAAGCAAAGUUCAAGAGUGGAAGUGAAAUUGAAACUGAAAGCUGUAGCUUUAUUUUCUCUUGCUUUAGGGACAGGUCAUUAUUUCUUACUUGACAUUGAUCGGGGGAUUUUUGUUGACACAAUUUCUUACGGAGAUUUCAGCAUUCCAUGAUCCCGCCUUCUCACUGGCUCUGUCACUGGCGUUGGCAGUUCUCAACAUUCACUGCUCUCUCCUUCCCCAGUCGAGAACACGAACGUUACUGAAUAAAAUUGGCAUUCUUUAUGCUAGAGACGUUAAAGUCGUCUGAGACGUUAAAGUAGUCUUCAAGACGACUCUCACCUCUAGUAUAAAGCAGUAAAUAAGACGCAGUGUCCAGUCUGAUGACUGGACACCAACAUUUUCUUUUGCGUGCGUCGUUUGGACGCAUUUACCAGUCUGUGAGAGGACUUUAACGUCUCAGUAGUAUGAUAAAAACGGGACGCUGUAAACUGAGAAGCAUUUAUGCCCAACUCGUCCACAGACGACUGGGAAGAGUACUAGUCAGUGCUGUUUUUUUUUCCAGAAAACUCUGUUUUUAACAAUGUUAUCGACUUCAUCAAACUGUUAAUAAGGAGACAAGGAAAAAGAUUUUCUCAAGCAUCCGGAUCAAUCCCAGGUAGGAUUCCAAGAAAUUCUAAAUUCACGCCAAAAUCGUGAGUCUAAAAAUUAACUGUGAAACGGUUAAAAUGCCGUGACACGAGUAGUACUUGAAAGAUUCUCGCACCAAGUGAAGGAGCUGUCAAUCAUCCCAAUCAUGCAGCAAAGCCUGUGAAAGGCCUUUGUCUGAAUCCGCUUUAGAAAACAAGGUGUGUCUUUUCUAAUCAAGGGGUUGGUGGUCAGUGCAAAGUCAAGUUCUGGAAAUAAUAACAAAAGAAAACUGGUAUAAAUAGCUUAUAAAUACUAUGCCGAACACGGUACCUUAACAGUAUACUCACUUCCUCCAGCAGACCCUUACGACAAAUUACACUGGAACUUACCAAUAUUUGACGCUAUCCCUGCUCUCAGAUGGCUGAGCGAUCCACCCUUUUCUCCCUAACCCCGCUUCCAAGUUAUGUGAGCCCCCAGAAACCUCCGACUCCCGGCCAUUUUAAUGAUCUGCUGUAUCACGGUUGCUAGAACUAGAAAUAUGCCAAAACGUUCUGGAAUGAUAAAACAUGUUGUGGCUACUACUAAAAAUAAAGCCACUAAAGUUAAAAAGAUGCUAAAAAGAUACAUUUCAUGCUUUUUCUAGCAUCCGGUAACUUAAGUAGCCCAGAGUAAAUUUCAAACUCGUCGAAUAUUUUCUGAUAACAACAGGAGACCAUCAGCUCAGCUUUUACUUUCCAGCGGAGAUCAUCUGAAACCGAAAACGCAAUCUAGUCUUAUCAACCUCUUCACCUUUUUGGUAAUCUGUUAUUUAUACAUCAGGAAAUACUUAAGCAUAACAUUAACAUUGAUAAUGCUUUUUUGAAAGAACUGUUUCAUUCUGUGCCCACCAGUGAUUACAAUUCCAUUAAAAAGUCGUUGUAAAAGACUUAAGGAUCUAUUAAAAAAUCAUUGCGGGAAAGGAAGGAAACAGAGGGUGUGUUCAUUUAUCUGUAUGAAUAAACAUAAACGGUCGGAUAAAAGACUGCAGAGAUAUGUUUUUCAAAGAAAAUAAUGGGUGAAGUGUUUGCUGUUUAUUACUACUGCCUCUGUUUUUGGAGGGUUUUGCGCUCAGUAGCAAGGCUGAUCAAGAACCAGGGCUGUCGAGAAUGAUUUAACACAGGAUUUUGCAUAUACAAAAAUUAUUAGAACUUGUCAGGCGAAGAGCACGCAGAUGGAAGCCAGAGUUUUUUGUGUGGGCGUAUGUGCAAGAACCAACCAGAGCUUUAUCACAUUACGAAAUCAAUAUUCAGGAACAGACGUUUUUUGUUAAGUCGACAUUUUUUAUAACACCACCUUACUCUAUCUAGACGUCUAUCUAAUGAAAAUCAUGAAUUUUAUAUAUUAGAACUGCGGAAUAAAGAAACAAAUGCAGAGAAGAUCCUUGCAUAUUCACAUUUUUGAAAGACGCAACUUAUGAAUUUGCGAAAAGAAGCCUGAAAAAUUCAGGACUGCCGUGAUUCGAACCCUGACAUUACCGGUGCAGUGCUCUAACUAAUUGAGCUCAGCAAGCCUACUGCAGGGAGCAGGUCAAUAGCUGUUCAAGAGCUGUUUUAUCCGAACGACAUUCCACCUUCUUUUUUUCCCAGAGUUAGUUAGUGUACUACUUGUUUCUUUUCGUUAUCCUUUCGUACUAAUUUGUUCUGUAUGGAGUUCUAAAGAUGAAAUCCUAGGGUGUGAACGCUUUAUUUGAAACCCUUAAGCAAGAGCGUUUUUCUUGGUAUACCUUUUGAUUUGUUAAGUAAGUAACUCCAGAUUUAAGUCUGUGAACCAAAACGUUCUUUGCUGUGGGCCAUAACGGAUGAUGUUACACGAGACGAUUCGCAACGACGAUUUUUAGCGCAACACAGCGUUGCGACGUUGUUGAGACGUUGUCAAUUCGAAUGGUUUCAACAUCAGGUACCAGCACUGCAACGCUGUGCUGCGCUAAUUAAAAAUCGUCACUUUGCGAAUCGUAACAUCACCUUCAAACCUCUUCGACACAGUACAUUGAAUGAACGUUUCGAGAUAAAAAUUCAUUGAAAUAAUUAACGAUCAAUGACAACAGUAGUGCAAGAGUCCAAAGGCUGACUGAUCCAAUUUUACCCAGUGCAUAAAAUGCCAGGGGGGGGUACUCCUGGGAAUUCUUGUUGCGGGUGUCAAUGCCGCCCGAUUCUCCAAAUCCUGACCCGAUUUCAGACCAGAAAUUGUAAUUUUCCACUCCCGUUUUCAGACCAGACCUCUAAAAUCCAUACCGGUGUGAGACCUGGCCAUUAGGGAGAAAUUAUGUUAUCAUUACUUAGAUUAGAGCGCAAACAAAAAAGUUCUUCAAAUCCAUUUCGAAUUCGCAUAUUCUUCUUCCUUUCUUACUCAUUUGGAAUUGAAACGAUAAAGACCUUCAUACAAUCCUGUAGUUCCCUCAAAAACCGUACGCGAUUCCAAACCAAAAUAGGCAAAGCGUAUACCCGUUUUCAGACCAAAUCGGCGCAAAAACCCUUCCCGAUGGUACGGAUAAGGGAGUACUCCACCCCCCCGGGAUAAAAUGUAGGUCCUAUUAUUUUUAUUCUUAUUGCAGAAAAUUAGAAACAUGAAAACUUUCACAUUCACCUAUUAUCAUUUAAAAUUCCUUUUAAGCCUCACACAGAGUAGCAGAGUUUUAGAGAUAUGUUUUACCAAAAAAGACCUUCAUAUCAGUGAUCCCGCUUAGCACGAUUAACCGUGAACAAACAAUAGUAUUUAUUUAGCUUCAGUGUAUCAUGAUCUUGACCCUUAAAAGGCUGAACAAGAUAAACUGGGUGCCGGUAUCCAAAGUCCUUAAUCAGUUUAAGUCGCUAGUAGCCCCUUAAUUGUAGAUGAUAUCGAUAAUUUCCCUUAGCUGGCAAAUGUCCUUGAUAAUGAGACAUCCAUUUGAUUCAUACGUGGUGUCUACUUUGUUCUGUGUGAAGUUUGUUUGGUCGGUUUUUUUUUGUCAAUGAAAAAGACGGAGAUUACCAGUUGCAUAUGACACCAACGUGCCGAGCGGACGUUUGAAAUUAAUACCCUUGAUACGUUGUUUAUCACUGUGGUAUCAGCUAAAAAGGCAGAAUCGUGUCUUAAACAAGAAGUUUUUUGUCAGCUAUUCACGUGUCCAGAGCUGUGCGCGAAAACCCUGCUACAUGCAACUGAAAGUGCUAUUUUAAAAAAAGACGAAGACAAAUUGACUCCAUAAGAAACGGAUCCUUAAGAUUUGAGCAAGAUGAGGAGACUUUUCGCAUGCUUGAUCGUCCUAUGUGUUCUCAGCAACGUGAAGAGUUACGAUUUAUAUGAAAAGCUAAUUGCAUCGGUGAGAAGUCUGCAACAGGUAAGAUUUAACUCGGAUGCUUAAUAAUUAGGUCUUAUCCUCCACAACUAAGACUUGUCAUCGUGGGGUAGCACAUAGUUACCAAUAUUUUGCUUUUUUAACGUUGUUUUGCCAGGGUUUUAAAAAUUAAGCCAAUUUUUCGUCUCGUGCAGAAAAAACUGUCUGUUUCUCCUAGCGCUUUAGAACGCUUUUCAAAGGUGUGGCGUAUUCCAGUGAAAGCUGUUUAGCAUGGUAGCCGUUGAACUUCAGUUGCGGUGUCUUUUUUCAGUUCAUUUUUUCCAAACAAAUUUAUAGUUUUCUCCUUCCCGUUCUUCUCACAUUUCGAUCACAAUCGAAAGUUCACGACAGCGUCUGAUCUUCGCCAGAUAAAUAUAUUUUGAGCUGAAGAAUUUGAGAGAAUCUGAAUAGGGCGCAACUCCCGGAACUGUUGGCAUAAGGAAGCCUAAAGGGAUAACGCAGUAGGUUGAGCAUUCGCCUCUGCCCACCAACGUGGCCCUGGUUCAAAUCCCGAUGUCGACGCCAUAUGCGGGUUGAGUUUGCUGUUGGUUCUCUCCCUUGCUCCUAGAGGUUUCCGCUUCAGUUAGGCUCUGGUUUUCCCCUCUCCUUUAAAACCAGCACCUCCCAAUUCGAGCUCUUAGUGCUCCGUUGGUAAACAAAUUACAAUACAAAUACAAAACAAUACGUGCACAUCGCCGACGGGGUAAAAAGAACGUCCAGGAAACUCCCACAGAAUGGGACCGGUAUAAGCUCCUAGCGUGAAUCUGUAGAUGAGCAUAAGAGGUUUGUUUAGUAGAAAUAUAUUUAAGUCCUUUUGCUGUCUUCCUUCAUAACUAAACUUAAAAAAUAUAAGAAAAUUUAUGAUCUGGGACAAACGUCUUCGAUCGCUUCAUUAGUAUCAUGCUACGCUUAAGCCUUAUGAAAAUCAUGGAUUCUUGAAAUAUUGACAGGGGAAGUUUGGUCUAUUAUUUGGUCAGUCUGGCGUGCGUAAAAAAUUAAAAAGAACUUUUCAUUGUUUGUCUGAUAAGUCUAGAUGGUUUUAUAGGUGGCAAAUUCGGGAAAGUGCAAUUUUUCUAAAAAAAAAAACCAGGAGCCUAUCACCUGAAAAACUCAUGUGUCGAUCAUCCCACGAUAACAUAAAGAACCAACAUUACAACAAAAUUCAAACCAUCCAAAGCAGUGAUUAGUUAUUAACCAUAAGGCAACCAAAUGGUACGUCGUUACAUUCCACUUUAACAUCAUGUUCAUGUGGAGCACACGUGAAAAGAUCGAACUUUCACCUCACAAGGGGGAAUUUUAAUUUUGAAAAAAAUCGAUGGACGAAAAGAUACAUUGAUUGCUUGGUAGUAGUACGGAACGAACCUCAGAAGAGCGUAUAGCGGGAACAAAAAAAAUGCAAAAAACAACAAUAUAAAAAAACGCAAAAAAGUGUUUUCCUCGCUGUAAGGAUCAGUUUAUCAUUUUCUUUUCUUACUGCGGAUCCUUGUCUACAUAUGAGCCGGAACUCCUUACUGCUUUGGGGCUGCGGAGUUUGUUAUCGUAAUAAUGGCAUUUUUGUGAGGCGAUUUUACUGUAAAAUGGCCGGUAUAUCAAAAAAAAAAAAAGCUGCCACGAUAAUUUUUUUUUUGCAAAAGUUACAUAGCACUUGCAAAUCAUUAUCGCUAAGGUGACUAUCUACUUCAAUUGUUUCACUUACAGAAAACCUCUCUCCCUGGAUCAGUAGCGUAAACUCAGUUGGGGGAAAGGUUGCCUUCAGGUCCCAGUUGUUCAAUGCACAGGGUGACUAAUCUCUAGCCAGUGGAUAGCGCAAGUGCGUUUCCUAUUUAUCAUCUGCUGAAUAGUGAUUAUCCUGCAAGCAAGCCUGUGUAUCCGGGGCGCUACUGCCUCGUAGCGCUAUUUUAAACCUUUGAAUCUCUAAGAGUGAUCAGCAUCAAAUUUCUCCUUGUAAUAUCAAUGCUUUGUAAAACAGAGUUGUCAUGAGAAUUACGGACAUGAUCACACAAGGUGAAUUUGCUUGAUAUUUUAUCAAUUUCUCCCCACUAUUUCUGUAGGAAAUGAAAAGGGGCAACAAAUGAGAACUGAAAUUAGUCUGAUCUUAGGGUUUAAAGGGUUAAACGUUUGAAGAACCGGGUCCAGAUGUUCAGACUGCCUCUUGCAUGUUUUUUAGGCAUAUGCAAAUGAACCCAAAGAAGUUCAAGAAAGGAUGCUCAGUUUGUAUCUUAACACAUAUACAAGGCACUUACCUUCGUCAGCACAGCUAUUUAACGUAUAUGAAGACAUCUCAUCAGAUGGAACUUUGGGUGCAGGUCGUUCUGUACUGAGGAAAUCCAACCCGUGGGAGAACAUCAGACGUCGUUAUGUAGCGAACUCAAACGACGACAAACGUUUUAAAGCCUUAAUGAAACAACUUGAAGCGCGAGAGUCAAAGAUGCCAGAGAACAAGUUUCGUUCGGAAAUUGAGGGUUUGAAGUAAGCUAGAAAACUAACAAAAUGAGAAUUACCUUGACGCAAAAGAAUCAGAACAUUUAGCAUGUAUAGACUACCUAAUUUGUAUAGUCUCCGAGAUGGAUGGACUCAAUAGAUUACUGAUGAUGAUUGUAAUUCAAAAUAGGUGAGUCAGCAGAGUCUAAAUUGUUCAGUAAAAUUGUAAUUUUAGGUAGAUAACAAACUAUAACAUUUGUCGCGGUGGGAGAACAACCGGCCCCGAGGAGUACUCCCUUAUAUAAGCUAUAUAGGUAUGUGUUAAGAAGAUGACUGACGACUAUGAUUUCCCAGGCUUUAAUUAUAAUUUACUGAAUAAAUGUAAAAUUAAGCAAUAUGUAGAUCUUAUGCAAAAGAAAUAUAUCACUUACUGGAAUCAUACCCUUCAACAUUCACAAAAACUUAACUUUUAUUAUAAAAUCAAAACGAAUUAUAACCCUUCUGUCUACCUAGAUUUAACAAGAAAGAACCCUUCUAGGAAAACAUUAGUGAAACUGAGAAUAAGCAGUCACAAACUUAGGAUUGAGACAGGUAGAUACGACAAUCUACCACGUGGCGAAAGGUUAUGCAAUCUUUGCAAUUGUAACAGAAUUGAAGACGAAGAUUGAAGAUUGUCCAAGUUUCUCUUCGAUAAGAGAUAUGUUCUUCUCUAAACUAGAACCUAAAAUACCGUUUCUACGACUACAAUCACAUGAGUCCCUAUUAUCACAUCUGAUGAAUUCUACUGACUAUUUUAUUAACAUCCAAUUAAUUUCAUUUAUAUCAACUUGCUUUGAAUUGAGAGACAAACUUAUCUCCGGAAUAAUUAAUCCUACUGAUGGUUAGAAAUAAACAAUGAUUAAUAAGUUUCAAAUUAUUUUAAAUAUUUAAUUUACAAGGAAUCAAUGAGUAAUUUCAAGUAGCUUUUGCAAUACUGUAAUACUUUGUUAUGGUCAUGCAAAUAAAGCUUAUUGUUGUUGUUGUUGUUGUUUUGGUCUGAAAACGGGUAUAGUGGGUUCGCCCAUUUUGGUCUGGAAUCGGGUAUGGUUUCUGAGAGAACUACGGGAGUGCACAGAACGUAUUUAUCGUUUCAACUCGAAAUAAGUAAGAAAGAAAGAGAAAUAUUCGAACUCGAAAUGGAUUUAAAGAAUGCUUUUGUUUGCGCUCUAAUCUAAGUAAUGAUAACAUAAAUUCUGCCUAAAGCCCAGGUCUGAAAACGUAACGGGUAUGGAUUUUAGAGUUAUGGUCUGAAAACGCUUAAAAAAGAGUACAGCCAAGAGAGAAUGAUCUAGCUCAUUCUCUCUUGGUACUGCCCAUAUUUUCUGAAGCUUUCCAAAUGCAUGGGGCGAACAAUUUGAUUUUCCUACCGGAAUUUCCGGCUUUAGUCCAGUCAAUCCCCAGGCAUUUUCGAGGCUCAACAUCAAACUAAUUGCAACAGAAUUGUUUUCAACGCUAUUUAAGUAAGGCUGGCCUAUCUAGCAAAAUACUAAAAAUUCCCCAAAAUCCGUUCGGCGGAACAUGUCAAAAUUUAGCGUUAAACAUUUUGAGCUUUUAACACAGGGCAACCACGUUAGUUGAACUUAUACUGUUAAACAAAAAAUGCACAAAAUGUGUUUGUUACUUUUAUGGAAAAGUGAAAGAAGAAAGAAUAACUGCUGCUUAGUUUUCGCUGAUAAAAAUGAAGUGUUUCUUUUUUCAAAAGGGGUAAAUAUUAAACACGGCUGGCUUUUGCACAGGAAGCCCAUGCUCCACUCAAGGAACCACAUAACAAUAGGAGGCUUUCAGACUAAUAGAGUGAACUGUUGGCUGUAAAUCUACAACAAAUUUAGUCAUAAGGCUUUAAAUCUGAAAAAAGAAAGCCGUUACUUAAUCAUUAGCUUUUAAAAGAUAUCCCUUUUUUUAAAUCAGAUUUCUGUUAGCCGCAAGGGUAAGAAAAAUAUAUAUCAGAGCUGGAUUUUUGAAUAACGUUACAGCCAAAAUAGAGCUCUUCCCUCAAACAGUUUUUUUCUUUCAAAAAUUAUCUCCAAAGAAGUCAACAUAAAAACUAAGAGUGCAGCCAUUGUUCUUUUUUCUUCUCCUCGUUUCUUUCUCCUCGCUCUUUCUUUCUUUUCCAGGAGGAUUUUCGGGCUCAUUUUCCUUUCGGCUUUCGGUCUUUUUCUCAGUGAAAAGACUGCAAUUUUCAAUCGGUACGUUUUGAAAAGUCCAGCAAGAUAAUUCUUUGGCUUUUACGGUUACCUUUAUAUUAAUUUUUGUUAACGUACCAACAUCAUCAAAUAUACAAGUUUCACUUUUUCGAAGCUUGUCAUUUUCUUCUUGUUAAAAGUGAAUUGGAGAGGAGGGGAGGAUAGUUUUACUAAUUCUUUACGACGCACAACGAUGCAGAGUUUUUGAACAGGUUAAGCUCCAAUGCCUAUGAAUUUGAUGAGAGGGAAAUGCCUUUUCAUUAAAGGAAAAGUGUUGUUACCUUCGCAAAAAAAUUAUAACGGAACAUUCAUCGCAUAAGAACUUUGGUUCUUGCAAACGUUUGUUUCAAGAAAACGAAAUAGUAUAAUGCGGAAGCUGGUUUUUAAGGGAAAGAUCUUUUACUCAGUCAGAAGGUUAACAUGCAGUGAGUUGAAAUGUUAUACAACGCUCAUCCGACGAGAAACAUAGGUUCCACAAAAGAGGUGAGUCAUCAGAAGCUAAGUCAGGCAAGCCCAUUAAUGUCGUACAUAUGUCCAGUACUUUCGCGCCUUCAUUGCAAUUGUUUUCAGAUGUUUAGGAUACCAUGAUUGUUAUAGAAAAAGAGGUCUUCAUUUGCCAAUGGACGAAAAAAAAAACUGGUCGAGGUUUAGGGUUGUUCUCAGAAAAGAAAUGCAAUAAGGGAAUAUAAAUGCCUUUGGACCACAGAGCAAUUAAUCUUAUUCAUCUUACCAGGAAAUGAAGAGCUGCCGCAGAAAAUACAAAUUAAACAUACAGAUACACUAAACUAAAUCUGAGCCUCGCUACAAGAAAAAGAUAAAAAAAAGAACAAUCAUACUGCUUUGGUUUUAUGGAUUUCCUUCAGAACAGAUUCGGCUAGGUGCAAUGAAAAGCGCAGAGCGUUAUGAUCUAGCAAAAACCAAAUAGACAGAGGCCUUAGCAGAAUAUUUAUUCACUCACGUUGUAAAGUACGGAGUCAUAAUCCUAAAAGAGGUUGCGCAAGUCGUGAGAAAGAAAAUGAAUCCCUGAUUUCGAUCACACAUAUUGUGUCCAAGGUUUGAACAUAACUACCUCACAAAACUCGAUGAUCAUUACAGAAAAUGGGAAUAGGUUAAACUAUGUGUACCGAUACAGAGCUAUCGUCCGUUGCACACAUUUAGUUGCACGUAUGCUGCAGCAUGGAUGCAAGUUUAGUAGCUGACUGAACGUGAACAAAAAAUCAAAUCAAACUGUUCACCAUCAGUCAGCUACUAAACUUGAUUCCAUGCUGCAGGAUAUGAAAAAAAUUAUAAGCCUGUAAAACUAAAAAUACCUUCUGCAUUUCUGAUAUUGCGAAAAAAAUGUCAAUCAUGUCAAUACAGACUGACUAAUAAUUUUCCUUUUAAGUACCGUCAUAGCAAAAAAAUUACAGUUUGGAAAACAGAAUGUGACAAACGAGUUGCUGGGUAACCUGUGCAAAGCCGUCAAGACAAAACACUGACCCAGGUGUUUCUCACACAUUUAGUCGGCGUUUUUUAAACCAAAACUACCCAAAAUACAUUAGCGAUGUUGUAUCGAAAAUUCUUGAGGAAAAAAACAAUUAUCAAAUGUUUUAUCUGAAUUUGUGAUCCCCUGAAAUUGGGUUUCCUGUGGUAAAAGUUGAAAAUCUUUAUUGCCAAUUUUUCUCGUGUUUCACCGAACCGAUUUUGGCGGAUUUUUAGUAUGUUGUUACAAAGCCAUCCAAAUCCAUUAAAUGGCGUCGAAAAAAAUUCUGUUGAAAUUAGUUUGAUGCUAAACCACAAUUUGACUGAACUACUUCCCCAGUUAAAUGUUAAGUACCCUAAGUUUUGAAUACUAGGUAAAACCACGAAAGAUAGCUAUUUCUGAGAAAUAAGACAACAAUCUUACUCUAAAUCUGCUCUCAAGCAUAAUCCCUUCCUUUGAUCUUGGACUUCCAUGAAGAAAACUAUUUUUCCUGAUCCUGGUAGAAAGCAGAAAUAACUAAUUAAAAUAGGAAGCUAGUCAAAACAUAAGGGGUCAUGUAUGCUAUUGUUUGGCCCGGAAAGGACCGAUUCUUAAAAGAGAAAACUAUGGAAUUAUAUUACUUUCAAUUUAUAUCUUUUCAUGUACGUCCAUUGUUGCUGGUUAGAAUUUAUUAUAGAUCGUAGACUGGACCUUCCUGAAAAGGUUUACAGAAUAACGGAAGGUUACAUUUCAGUGUCCUUAGGUUCUCAGUUUGGGUGCAGUUUUAAUAAUCAACUGUAAGUACUGAAUGUCUACUGGUUAUGGCCCGGACUGUAAGACAUUUUCUUCAGAAUCAUCACCACUAAAAAGUGAUUGAUUCCAACCGUCUAUUAUAAGUGCAAAAGAGUGUGGGAGGUGCAAAAGAGAGUGAGAAGUGUGACGUCACGUUAACAUGGUGGCAAAUUUCUUGAUCUCAGGGCAGUCUUUCUUGUCCGAGAUUGCUAUUUGCAUUGUCGAACGAUGGAAGAAAAGUAUGACCUACAGUUUUGUUCCUGAGAGCAAUCAUCAUACAAGUCGUCAUGUCAAGGUUUUCGUUUUUUUUUCUACCAUUUACAGGACCACGUUUUGUCGAGAUCCAAAGAUUUUUCUACCAUGGCAACGUGAUGAAACGACUUCUUCUCUCUAUUAAACCUUGCACUGAUUUUGGUACUGUUUGAGGAUCUGUAGCACACAACAAAGAGCGAAAAGUGGCAUUUUCCUUACAUGGCUUGACAUCGUGUCGUGACACCUCCGACGUCAUAUCUUGUAACCCUAGCUACUGACUGUCAACUGGUAAAAUUUUCGCGGGAGAAAAGAGCGAAAAGUAGCAUUUUCUUUAUAUGGCUUGGCACCGUGCCGAGACACCUAUUACCGACGUCAUAUAUCGUAACCCUAACAACUGACUGUCAUCUAGAAAGUGAAAUUUUCGCGGGAGUUAUGAUUUAAAGUCUCCCGCUUUUCGCGGGAAGAAAUCAGAUUUCAUGAAAUGACGGAUUUCAACCUUGAGUAACGGAACAAAUUAUAGCAUUGUUAAAGGAGGUGUGGCUGCGGAAUGUCCGUUAUGAUAUAAAAUAUGUAAAGGAAAGAACAGCAAUGUACGUGCUUCCAAAUAAAAGAAAAAGGGAGAAAGCUACACGCUUCCCCAUCUUGCUGAUCUAUGAAAUUCUCCCUAAAACUUCCUCACACACGGUACUCCCAAUUUUUUUCCCAUGAUAAAUUUCAACAUUCCAUGACGAGACGUAAAACUGGACUGACCGCUGUCAGGAGCCGCCGCUGUAAAAGACAUUUUUAUGAGAUCUAGAAACCACAAACUUUCAUCCUUCUAACUAGCUUAUCUGGUAUCCACGUAUGCUUGUCUCGAGACAGCUUUCCGGCUAGAAUUGACAACAUUUUUUUGUAUCAUGGGAAUUUUACAAACACAUUCCGUUGUUUUUCUCUGAAGGACCCUAUAAGGUGCGUUAAAAUCCUCACCAAUAAUUGGGUCUACUAUAUAUCUGCUGUCAACAAAAUUACCGAAAUUGAAUUCAAGGAUUACAGCCAUAUAAUAGCGUGAUGUGUGCCCUACAUCCUGACAAUCGAAGAAGCGGAUUAACAGACCUGAUCGAGCUUCAAGUGGAAGCAGUCAUGGAAUCCGUGGCAAACUCAUCUGUAAUCUUGCUUCUGACAAAAAUGAAAGACAAAAAACAAACAAAUAUUGUUUAUUAUAGAACCUGGGAUUUCAACAAAUUAACAAAAUACUUGAAAUUGCUGAGGACGUCAUCAUGUCAACAGGCUUGUUUGCUGCGCCUUUUUUAAAAGUGUUGGCGCGAGAGGGAGGGGAGAAAUGGGAAGUGUCACGUUUCGGAUCAGUGUGCGGACAGACGAACAAUGUUGUGGAUCAUUUUUGUGUACUUUUUUCCAUCUCGCCUGGAGAUCAUCCGACAAAUAAAAAAACAAAAACAAAAAAGAAAAGAACUAAAAAAUCUUUUUGUAGGAUUCUGUUGCUCUGGUAGCUGAGUAUGUUUUGGCAUUGCUGUUACAAUUCUUUCUUCUUUUUUUUCAUUGAUAGUAAACAAUUUCAAACAAUGGGUACCUCACAACAGAACAGGGGAGGUGCUCAUCCCCGUGUUAACUUGUUUUUGUUUGUUUUUUGUUUGUUUUUUUUUUUCUGUCUCCCCUUUUUUUCACUCUGGCUCUAUUACUCUGAAUGCCUCGUGGCCACAGGCUACCCGCGGAUCCGGAGGACCCCAUAUUAAAGUGACGGGGAUGCUUGUCGUCUCGCUUAGGGAUGUAAAUUGCAGAUUUUGGUCUCACUCGGCAUGACUCACAUUGGUCUCUUAGAGGUUUAAUUUUAAUUUUCCGACUAGCAUGCAGCGUCCCCUGUGACUUGUAUAAGGGAGCACCCCCCUUCCCUCUGGCAAGUUACUUCCCAUGAACUCAUCCUCUCUUCCUGUAAUUGAUACCUUAAAAAAAAUAAUCCUUUAUGGAGUCAAAAUAUUGGAUUUUUGUUCUGACACCCUAAUGCCAAAACUGCAAUUUCUACCUUAUAACGAGACGAAAAAAUAAGUACGGGCUCCGUCACUUGUAUUUGGGAGUACUUGAGAGGGAGGGGUCUUCUGAACCGACACAUUCUUCUCUGGCUAGACAUCAUUUCUGCUAAUCUGGCAAUUUAUGUAAUAAAUCGUCACCUCAGAGACAUUUAUGGGUCAUGUUACGUUUUUUAAUAAAUGCCAGACUCCGCAAUUGCUCACUUCGGACAGGGCGCUUUUAUAUACCACUCUGUAGAUCUGAAGUGCGCGGUGGCUCGUAGCGGCAGAGCGUCGAUUCUAAAGUGCAAAGGGGUCUUUUGAGGAAUAGACUAAAUGUUAUCAGGAUGUUCAAAGGGCAAGGGCAGACGGGCUUGAUGUGUGAGUUGGUCAUCUUCACUUUGGUUUGUUUAUGGUUCGGCGAUCAUAGUUCAGCUCUUCCGAUCGGCAAGGCUGUAAAGUUUAACCCUACUGAUAAAGAAGUUGAAAAUGUUACAUUGGAAGACUGUAAGGUAAGAUCAUUUCAGUUACAACCUUGUUUUUCCAACUGAAUGUACCCGAGAGGCUGAUGAAAUUUGGAUAUCGGUUAAAGCGUCAGUAAACCGCAUAGCCGAAAUGAUCUUUGUGUAUUGUAGUGACGACCCUUGACUCACGAUUUUACCACUCGGUAAGUCUCUCUGGGUGGUAAAGUAUGAUUUAUUUAUUCAUAUUUAGGUUUGGAAAUGAUAUAUCACCUAUAGAAAGUGAAAGACGUAUUGUCCAUAAGACCCGUAGAAAAUCUUAGAAUCUGUUGUUCCUCCAUUUGAUUGAGAUCGAAAAUGAACUUCACAUCACUCGAUCACUUUACAUCCGGUUUUUCAGUCUCCCUCGUGGCCGUUGUUUGUCUCCUCACGCAACGCUUCUUCCUGCGAUGCGUGACGAGGGAAUUGCUGGCUACGUGGUUACACCCUGUUACAAUAAGUGAGAGUACUUUUCCUUGAGGCAGGUGUGAAAAGUUAAGCACGAAAACAUUUGAAGAAAUAAGAAAAUAGUGAUAAUAAACUCAGUCGUUUUAGUACCUUAGAUAAUGUUUCAGAAGUGUUUUAAAAAUCGACAAAAAUCUUCUACUUUUUAUAGAAAAUGGGGAGCGUAUAGUUGAAUUAGUUGUUACUGUGAAAUUAUAUAAUAAUUGUAAAUGCGUCAUCUUUCAACAAAUACAACUGCGAAUCAACUUGCCUAAUAAACUAUAAUAUAUACGUACAAAAAGCAAUAUUCAUACUUUGCAAUAACAAUGCACACCAGACUGAGUUGACACUAAAGCUGCCCCCGCUGUGUAUAUUGUCGGUCAAUAGUAUUCUUACUCGUUAAUUGUACACGUGUAGCUCUUUGAAAUAAACCGAUUCAUAAUGAAGAUUUUCACACAUAUUCCAUACAAUAGGUGAGAUAAAUACAGGAAACGCUAGACUACGAGUAGUCCCCCAUUUUUCCUCAGGGAUAGUAGAGCGAGCGAAACGCGAGCGCGCGUGAAAAUGGCGUGUCGCCUUUCCUCGCCUGGGGUGAGUUUCACGCGCGCUCGCGUUUCGCUCGCUCUACUAUCCCUGAGGAAAAAUGGGGGACUACUCGUAGUCUAAGGAAACGCAAGGUUCCAUGCACACAGCCUUGAUCAAAACAUUGUCCGUUUCGAGAAUAGUUUAUUCUAAACCAUAAGAAAAGAUUUAAUUAGGAGUUGAAUUUUUCUCUUUCACUUUUUAUAUUCAGUUCAUUUUAUUUGCCGGAGAGUAAGCCUUAGAAAUUAAAAGGUCGUUUGAUCAAUUCACGCUCGCGCGUUCUAGUCUUAUUUUUAACUUUAUGGCAGAUAGACAUCUGUGAGCAGGGAAUACGUCGGCACAGAAUUUGAUUGUCGGCGAAUUUCUGUAAUCGUCCAUCGUUCUGCUAGUGAUAUGCUAGCCAUUGUUCACUCGUCUUGCUUGUUUGGGGCUGAGUCUUCUUCAGGUGAAAGAGAGAGAAAGAGUGUCUGGCAAAGUUUCCAAUCAAAGAUUUGUGAACUCGUGUCUGGCAAACUCUACAAGUGUUUAUAUAUACACAGUUACAUAUACGCACCUUAUAACUUCAUCUGCGCUUAACGAGUGUCUUUUGGUCUAUAACUUUCAAAACAACUGCUCCACAACACGUAAUGCAAAAGAGUAUCGAGGUAUGACUUCACAAUAAAUGUCACAAAAUCUACCUAAGCAGUCCACUCGGGAUUUUCCGUCUUUACGUCAUCCUAUAACCACUUCGUACUCGAGGGCACAAACAAUAGAAACGUCAUCAUUACCUACCGAUUCCUCGCGGUCCCUGUUCAAGCAAGUCGAGAUUUUUCUGGCAUACUGACUGUAUAUUUCAUCUGUAAGUACUUUCCUUAAUAUACGGGUGAGGUACUAGAGUGCCUCCUCGGGAUUUCGCCUUCUGGGCGAAAUCCCUGCGGGGGCAAUAAGAUCGUUAUUAUUGAUUAUCAUGAUAGCAGUAAUAUCAUUUUCUUAUUUUAGCAAUGGAUGAUUAAGUACGGUAUGGCUUUAGAGGGACAGAGUGUGACGAUAAAUGCAAUCUCAAAACUCCAACGCAGGGCUGGAAUAAAUGUGACUGGAGUACUGGACACUGAAACCAAAAAAUUACUUGUGAUUCCUCGAUGCGGGGUCACAGAAGAUGAUUACAAGGGUCAAGACUAUGGCACAGAAAAAGGAAUAACGGAAAGAAGACGGAGGAAGCGUUUUACUCUCCAAGGAUCCUGGUGGAAUAAAAAAGUGAGUGUUGCCGCGCAGGCUGAUUUAGCAGGAAAGCGACAGGAAAGAGCGCGGAAAGGACUAAACGCGAUUUGCCACUCUGCCAUUGGUCAAGCCAGUUGUUUGAUUUGCGCGCGCCAUCGUCAACUGACGUUCCCGUUCUUUUGCUAAAUCGGCCUGGGACUUACGACGCUGAGCGAGCAUCUCUGUUGUACCAAUGCAACGGCAUUUCUUCAGACCAGCUUUUUUUUAGAUCGAUUCUCUCGCGAAUUUUGACUGUGAAAUAAGUCUAACAAACAAAGCAGCGAAAACGGGAGAACCGAAAAUGGUAUUUUGUUAGCGCCGAUUUACUUUAUCUUUUUGCCAUUAUCGUCCUAUUGAUGACCACACAUACGGGGCGCUGCUUGCAUUUUCUUAGAGUAAAGUACUCCAAAAUGAUGCUAAAUUAACUCAUCUGUGUAAACGCGGAUUCAUGGUCGGUUGUCCUGUUCUUUUUUAUAUUUAAGCUUCCUUAUCAUCUAUGGAACUUAACGUUAGCGAAGGAAUUACUUGUAAAUGACAAAACACAGCUUCUUAUUUGAAACGUAUGCUAAAUAAAGACAAAAAUAAAUAAAAAACAAAAACCCCCAACUAAGAACUGGGUUUUUAAACGUGUUAGACUAAAAUUUGCCAGUUAGGGACCCUCUUUACAAGAACCUGUUUAGCCUAAAAUUUUGAAACAUAUUCUUAUUUUCUAAAAUGUACAAAAAAAAUUCUGCAUACGUGAGGAACUAUAAGAUAAGUCAGCAUUCAGGGUCCUCUUUGAAGACAUGCUGCCAUAUCACUCCAACUGGUACUCGGAUCAUACUGUGUUAUAAAGGCAUAGGCUAAAUAUUUCUAAAUACUCUCAGCUACAAUGUAUUUUUUCUUCUUCAGAAAACAGCGAGCUCUUUAAGAACCUAUUUUAGCUAAAAUGUUUGCUCGCUAAUUGCCAUUUAUGUAAGAACCUGCUUAGGCUAACUUGGAAAAAUGCAAGCUCUUGGUCGAGGGCUUUUACAGAGUCAAAGACACAAUUUUCAAAAUCCCUUCGCUUUUUCUCCUAGGAUUUGACCUACCGAUUUUUAUCCAGCACAGCAGACCUUCCGGUCGAUAUUCAACAAAACAUUCUGAGGAAAAUGAUCAACAAAUGGGCAGAAGUGAGCACGCUGACCGUUCGUGAAGCGAACUCGUCAGCCAGUGACAAUGAUGUGGAUAUUUUGAUUUCUUUUGUGAGAGGCUUCCAUAAUGACCCCUAUCCGUUUGAUGGUCAAGGAGGAACGCUGGCGCAUGCGUACUAUCCACACAACAACUUAGGUACAGUGUAUAGUUCCAGGAAAUAUCCACACCUUCCACAUGUAGGGCACUUUUGUUUUAGUCUCCCCACCCGCCCCCCUCCCCAUGGAAUUUCCGUUCACUAUCGCGAAGGGCGUGAAAAAAAAAACCAACAAACAUUCCGCAAGCCGACAGUAAAUAAAAGAUCAUCAAUGAAAACAUACUCUUGAGUAAAACCAGUGGUUUAGUAGUAAAACAAAUGAUAGCUCGCUCAACAGACCAUGAGCUAUAUAUGAUAGUUUUCCUUAACCCAGCAAUCUCAUUUGGAACCCCGGAUAAAAUGACCUCGAAUAGCCUCUCCCAACCCCUCGGAAAAUGCCUCUUUUUGAACCGCCCUCCACUUAGAAUCUCCGUUGCCCUAGCCUCUGCAUGAAUUGCAGCGUUUAAUGUACAUAAUAUGACGGUACCGAAGAUCGGUAUGAUUUUUAAAACACAGAAAUAAGCGCACAUGAGGUCUCAAAGUGGACGAAGAUAGUAUUUUCUCUAAAUAUACUGGGAAUCCCAGAAGGCGCCUUUAUAUCUGGCAUUGACCCAUGGUGGAGUAAUGUACAAGUUUUGCGAGGCUGCGAGCGUGUUAGAGUUUUGCCUUUUUUUUUUAAUAAAAGCUAUUUGUCAACGGAUAUUUUAGGAUUAUCUGGUGAUGCCCAUUUUGACGAUGAUGAGCGAUUCACAACAGGAACAAGCGACGGUAUAAACCUGGACUGGGUGGCGGUUCAUGAGUUCGGACACAGCAUGGGACUGGAACAUUCCAACGUACGGGAAUCCAUCAUGUAUCCUUGGUACAAAGGAUAUUUCCCAAAUAUCGAACUGACUGAAGACGAUAUUUUAGGGAUACAAGCACUUUAUGGUAAGUUGAAACAUUUCUAGUGUAAAGCCAACUGUAGAUAUCUAUGACGGAGAAAUGUAGACGAGCCGGUUUGGUAUAUAAAAGUGUUCUUUGGAGUAUUUGGAUAAUCUACUUGUGAUGAAGUACCGUAAUGUCAAUCACUUUUUUUCAAGGAAAUGUAAUACUGUCACUUUUCAGAGAUCUUUUUGUAUAGGUAAUAGCAUGAUUUGUAGUGAUAUUUGGCAUAAAUACCACGAGUGAUAUUUCAAAAAAUAUUGUUAUAUGUAAUUUCACAAGCCGUUAGGCGAGUGAAAUUUGAGACAAUUUUGAAAUAUCACAAGUGGUAUUAUGCCAAAUAUCACGUACAAAUCAUGCUAUUAUUUGUUUAUACUACUACCCGCAAAUGGUUUGUAAUUUUCACAUGUAGGUAUUUCAAAUUAAGCUGAAAUACCCCUGCUCUAAGCCAAUCAAAUUGCAGAAAUUUUUCAUGUAGUAGUAUAAUUAAUAGAACCACCACAAUCUGGAACACGCUAGCAAGUGACCUUCAACUUUCAGAUCAGCCAAUUCAAAUCCAUCAUGUACAAGUACUACGUGGAUGCAUUAGAACGUUACUACGACCAAGAGAACCCACGAUCCUGAAAAACCAUCUGUCCGUCAUAUAACGUUUCACGUAACGUGUCUGUCCGUCUCCGUUGUUGUUUUUAAUUGUCAUAUCAGCGAAGUUUUACUGUUUCUUACAUAUCGUUUAAGAUCUGGGACCACCGUAAUUGGCUCACCGCUGUUGUGGAACCCCUGCCUCUGAAGCAUUAAUUAUUUAUUGUUCAGUAAUAGGCGAAGCUAAUAAAAAAUAAGAUAAAUUGAAUUUUCUGCUCAACUUAUCACGGUUUUUAUGCAUUUUUCUCCCGCCUGUCAGACUACGCCGAGCUCAUCCAGGUAUAGUCUGAAAGAUCUCUACUCCCAGCACAAGUUAAAUGUAGCGCGGGUGGUUAUAGGCGGUCCGGCUGUGAAUGGUUUAGCCAAAAGGAUAAAAUUUGUCUUUCCCGGCCUUUUUCGCCUGAUUUGACGUCUCAUACACCUCAAAGAUUGUUAUCUUUAAAAUUCUCCAAAUGUUUCGAGAUUAUCUUAAGUCAACCUAAAGCCUUCAAUUGGUUUCCUGCUGCAUCUUGUGAGCAAAGCUUACAGUUGUACUGACGUGCCUGUUAACAGGCGUUACACAUCCCCUCGUCCUUUCUUGCAUUUAGGUAAACCUUUUCACGCUCACCCAAGCGCUUGUUUACAGCUUACGUAUUUAAUCAUUUGGCACCAUUUCAGGCAAACCAACCCCAGCACCAACCACAGAGACACCAACAACUCAACCAGAAACAACGACAAAGGCGACUACCACAGAGACACCAACAACUCAGCCAGAAACAACAACAAAGGCUACCACCACAGAGACACCAACAACUCAACCCGAAACAACAGCAAAGGCGACUACCACAGAGACACCAACAACUCAACCCGAAACAACAACAAAGGCGACCACCAACAACAACAACAAAGGCGACAACCACAAAGGCGACCACCAACAACUCAACAACUCAACCCGAAACAACAACAAAGGCGACCACCACAGAGACACCAACAACUCAACCCGAAACAACAACAAAGGCGACCACCACAGAGACACCAACAACUCAACCCGAAACAACAACAAAGGCGACCACCACAGAGACACCAACAACUCAACCCGAAACAACAACAAAGGCGACCACCACAGAGACACCAACAACUCAACCCGAAACAACAACAAAGGCGACCACCACAGAGACACCAACAACUCAACCCGAAACAACAACAAAGGCGACCACCACAGAGACACCAACAACUCAACCCGAAACAACAACAAAGGCGACCACCACAGAGACACUAACAACUCAACCCGAAACAACAACAAAGGCUACUACCACAGAGACACUAACAACGCCAACGACAUCUGAGCUGGAAAUUUGUAAAGUUAAGAAGUUUGACUCCUUUGUGAUGGGAUAUGAUGGAAAAACGUAUGUUUUCAGUGGAGAUUAUUUCUGGGUGCUGUCAGAAAGACUCAAGGUGGAAAGCGGUCCAACGAAGAUAACAUUAAAAUGGAAGGAAGUCAGAACUCCUAUAAACAGCGCUUACACUAACUGGGAUGGACGUACAGUGUUCUUCACAGGAAGCGAGUAAGUAAAUAAGAUCUAACUUUGAGGACGCUGUGUUUUUGGAUGAAGUAUUAUUGGUUUGGGUAAGGAAGAGCGAAAAACAACGACAGCGCAAAAGACGGAAGAACCCCAAUUAGGGAGAUAAAAAAGGGUAGAUUUGCAAAAUAAUAAUGCAAACGCGAAAUAAUUUUAUACUGGGGUUGCAUGAGUCACUAGAAUGGAAUUGCACAUAUUCGGGAUUUGGGGAAUCAGAAAACUCAGGGAGGCACAGACUUUUUACUUCAUUAAGUUUAACCGAUGUGUCAAUUCCUUUCAGGAUGACCAAGUGAAAAGGCUUUAUAAAGUAGAUGCAUAAACAGAAAGUUACUAAGUUGGGAUCGCGAAAAUGACAUUUUCCCAGAAGUGACUAAGAUGGGAUCUAUAUUUGGUCACAGAAUAGACUAUAAUGGGGUAGGGGUUCUGAGAGGCCAGCGGCACAUACCCAGCAAAAAUUAACCCAAGUAACCCCCUGGGAGAGAAUUCUUCUCUUUGGUUUAUAGAUUCUGAAGUUGUUUUCGCAAGGUAACUGUGCGGUAACUCCUAUCAAUCAGUAGAUUUCUCUAGCUCUGUAUUUAAACAGGGUGAUUUUGUUAAUGCUUUUAUACAUGUACAUGUAUAUGGUACUUUCCAAACAGAUACAAGAUUCAAAUUUGAUUCAAUUUUUUUCCUGUCACAGGUAUUGGAUGUAUUUUGACUAUAGACUUGAAGAAGGUCCCCUAUACUUAACCCAAUACGGAGGUCGUGAUGGCCUGCCCUCAGCGUUGGAGAAUAUGGACGCUGCUUUCAUUUGGGAGAAGAAUUAUAAGGCUUAUUUUUUUAAAGGAUGGGAAUACUGGCGUUACGAUGAGAUCUCCAAAAGAGUAGAUCCUGGCUACCCAAAAAACAUUUCAAUUUGGGGUAAGUGUCUUGUAGUCUUCGUUACCAUUGAGGGCUCGUCGAGAAAGAAAAAAAUUGACGGUCGAUCCUCGAAGGAAGAAGAUAUCUAAUUGUCAUUCCAAGUAAAUGUUUCUUCCUUUUCAUUGGCCAAGAGCCCACCACGUGACCUGUAAAUAACUGCCUACAAAUAAUGGUCCGCCCAUGCGCAAUGUCGUCCAACUGUGUUUGGCUGCAAAAAAUAUUCUGCUACUGCGUAUAUUAAACCACGCUUUCCUCAUUCUUGCGAUCGCUCUUGCGUGAAAACGGCAGAUCGCUUCGCUAGCCUUUCAAAGACCGAUUUGUCAUGUUUAAUCGAAUGAUAGAACAAUCAUUUAACUCGGUUUUCGCAAAAGAACGUGAUUUAUCAGUGUCUAUACUAGCAGAUCAAUUAUUUGCUGAAGCCUGGGCUCCUGCUGAAGCCUUACAAUUGAUCUGCUGGCCACUGACAAAUCACGAUAGUUUACUCAACCUCGUCCAAUAAUCAUUCAAUUAUUGACAGCUAUAUGAUUGACGAUCCAAGUCCUUGUUUUUUAAGUGUUGAUCUCCUCUGCAUUCAACAAAUAACAAGUUAUUCCCUAUUUCCGACAAAAUGUACGCAUCGUUCUAUUCAACGCUACUAUUUAAUGGAUUUUUUUCUUUCAGGUCUCCCUCAUCCCAUGGAUUCUGUUAUGUCCUGGAGUGGAAAUAAGAGAACGUAUUUCUUCAAAGAUGAGAACUAUUGGAGGCUCGAUGACAGAUUGCUGAAGUUUGACAAGGGAUAUCCCCGCGAUAUCACUCAAAUAUGGAUGAGCUGCCCUACUUAA
Messenger RNA from Porites lobata, 31338 nucleotides. The record is from the annotation of a GenBank genome assembly. NCBI's taxonomy places the organism in Eukaryota, Metazoa, Cnidaria, Anthozoa, Scleractinia, Poritidae.